GGAGCCCAGUUGCCUCAUUUCUGAAGUGGGACUAGGAAGAGAGGAUGUACAAUUCCCUGGACUACCUAGCCUAUCCUGUAAUCGUCUCCAAUCACAGGCAGACCACAACCUUCAGGAAGAGACUGGACCUUGGCAACUAUAUAUCUCACAAGAAUAGAAUAGAGAUAGUGAAACCUACCGUGGACACCAAACCUCCAGCGGCCCAUGCACAUUACAUUUUACAGAUGAGAAAACUACAGAGUGAACAAAAGCGAAUCGACAAAAUCGAACAUGAAAACAAGCAACUGUGCCAGAAAAUCGCCAACGCCCAUCGCGGCCCUGCCCAGGUGGAUUGCUGGAACGAGUAUUUUUCCAAGAGCUUAAACAGAGAAACAAGGAACCGGGACCUAGUGAGAAUCACCAUGGAAAACCAGGGCAUUCUGAAGAGGCUGGGGGAUCGCAAACCGCACUACGACCGCAAGUUGUCCGAGGUGGACUGGCAGAAAUCAAGACGUUACAUCAGAAAUACAACAAGGUACCUUCUCUCCCGAGAUAAAUAGGUAUGUCUCACCCCAGCUACUCUUUACUAUAGAACACGGUGGCCACACUGGAUACCAACCCUGAGAACUGUAUGGAGAGUGAAGGGCCCAGCUAUGAGGGGAAUUCGCUCUUCUGUAAAAUCAAUUGGUCAUCCGUUCAGAGACCUUAGAGGUCUGCCUCUGUUUUCUCUCCAAUUAAGGAGGAAAUGACUGUCUUUUGUCACCGGCUUUGAGGCUUUCCAUGAGUCU
This is a messenger RNA of Phyllostomus discolor (pale spear-nosed bat), 767 nucleotides long. It is a transcript of the gene CFAP97D1, whose product is annotated as CFAP97 domain containing 1. NCBI's taxonomy places the organism in Eukaryota, Metazoa, Chordata, Mammalia, Chiroptera, Phyllostomidae. The record is from RefSeq and is a predicted model, not a curated record. The transcript has 5 exons. Bases 45 to 539 code for a protein of 164 amino acids. Gene Ontology annotation, biological process: sperm axoneme assembly.